Molecule: messenger RNA, 591 nt
Organism: Brachypodium distachyon (stiff brome)
Lineage: Eukaryota; Viridiplantae; Streptophyta; Magnoliopsida; Poales; Poaceae
Product: 60S ribosomal protein L37a-1
Exons: 5
Coding region: 118-396 (92 amino acids)
Biological process (GO): translation
Cellular component (GO): ribosome
Molecular function (GO): structural constituent of ribosome
Source: RefSeq, a predicted model, not a curated record
UAGUGGUCCGCCACGCUGCUUCCUACAUCUUGAGACCUCUCGCCCGCGCGCCGCCGUCUCCCAGCCCUAGCUGCCGCCGCCGAACCUUUCCGCGGACGCCUCCUCCUCGCCGACGAGAUGACGAAGCGCACCAAGAAGGCUGGAAUUGUUGGCAAAUAUGGUACCAGGUAUGGUGCCAGUUUGCGUAAGCAGAUCAAGAAGAUGGAGGUCUCCCAGCAUUCUAAGUACUUCUGUGAGUUCUGUGGCAAGUUUGCUGUGAAGCGGAAAGCAGUUGGAAUAUGGGGAUGCAAGGACUGUGGGAAGGUUAAGGCUGGUGGAGCCUAUACCAUGAACACUGCUAGUGCAGUCACUGUCAGAAGCACGAUCCGUCGCCUGAGGGAGCAGACUGAAGCUUGAUUGCGGUCAAUUUGAAAAAGCAGUAGUGUCGCCUGAGGGAGUAGGCUGAAGCUUGAUUGUGGUCAAUUUGAAAAAAGCAGUAGUUGAAUUUUGUAGUCCAGUCAAGACUCGUGAAAUGCUAUUUACCUAAAUGGAGAACCUGUUAUGAUGUUUAUCGAUUUGUUGGUUCCUGAAAGUAUGUGGCUACAUCAUUUA